GCACAUUUCAUUUCCACCCCAGCCCCUGCCGCGCGAGCCAGAGAGCAAGCCGCCACUGUGGGGAAGGAAGCACGGAGAGAGACGGGGGUGGCACGGCACGGCACGGCACAGCACGGCACAGCACGGCACGGCACGCCUGCCCGGGCAGGGUACUGACUGCCUCACCAUGGCCCCUGGUGCCUUGAAGACGAUGUGGAGCAGCUUGGAGAGGGCCCUGACCAGCCUCUGUGCCAUCCUGCUCUGCUGCGGCCCCAUGCUGGCCGGCUGCCGUCAGGUGACCUUCUUCCCAGCCAUGUUAACUCUCCCUGCAGGUGGCUCAGCCACCUUCUUCUGCAACAUCUCCAUGGAGAGCGAGUCUGGCUUGGAGUACAGCCUCAAUUGGUACAAAGACACCAACGACAACCAAGCCCAAAAAAUUGCUGAGAUCAGCCCGAACAGCUACCAGACAAAGAUGGACAAGUACUUGGUCACCAACCACACUCCUGCCUUCAAGAUGGAGAUCCUGAACCUUCACCAGAAUGACUCAGGCUCCUACUACUGUGGGCUGAUCACCUUCUUUGAACCUGAUAAAGUGAUGGAGAGCAGCCGGUCACACUUAGUUGUCACAGCAGCUCCUGAGAAGACAAACACCACCGAUGAGCCCGAGAUGGAGGAAGGCAAUUCCCUGGACCACAUCAGGGUCGUGCUCCUGGGCAUCCUGCUGCUGGCUGGGGCAGUUGUACUGCUGAUCUUUGGCUACCUCACUGUCACAUACAGGAGAGGAGAUGUGCAGAAACCACCGAGUGAAAAUGCACCAGUGAAGGAAGAUAAGCCCCCCGUGGUGUCUGUGUCUACUGUGGACUACGGCGUGCUGGAGUUUCAGUGUGACCAGUGCACCCAGGUACCACCAGAGACCUGGCCGGUUGACCAGACUGAAUAUGCCACCAUUGUCUUCCCAGAGGAGAAACCCAUCACACCGAAGUGGGGGAAGAAACACCAGGAUGACAGGACUUGGGAGCUGCAGUCACAGCCCUGCUGAGGGCUGGGGUCCCCCAUUGCUGGGGGGUUGCAGGCAGGGACAGGCUGCCCCAGCCCCUCACUCCCACUGUAGUUUGCAGUUGGGAAAAAUCCAGCAUGCAAGGACCAGAGUGACAGAGGUGCCGCUGCUGGAGUUGAUAUUGCACAGUCCUGGCCACGGUGGGAUCGUGGCUGUGGGGUGGGUACCACGGGAUGGGGAAGGUCCCUGCUGGGCUCCCUGUGCCACCUCUUUGCUCAGGGCAGGAAGGAUGGGCUGGGGCAGAGCAGUGAUGCCGACAGGUCUGUGCCAAAGGUGAUUUACAUCAUGCCUCAGUUUUCCACCUCCACCCGGGGCUCUCUGGAGUGGCCACGCUGCUUCCCACACCGGGGUCUGACUCAGCCAGCAAAGCACGACUGCGGGAGGAAACGCUGGAGACCAGAGCCGGAGCAGAUCCUGGGAGACACUGCUUGUGGGACCCCAGAGCGAGGGCUUCUCCUCAUCCGGGGCACAGACUGUGUUGUAUACCACUAUUUAAAGAAACCCCUGUGAAACAGGUGGAUAGUUUUCCUCCUCUCUCCACGCACUUUCCUCCUCUGCAAGAGGGGAAAUCUACCCUCCCCCCGUGUCCCUCCCUCCAGAGGUGGGAGAUGGAUCUGGCCCUGAGGGGUGAAUAAAG
This is a messenger RNA of Grus americana (Whooping crane), 1673 nucleotides long. It is a transcript of the gene PDCD1, whose product is annotated as programmed cell death 1. Bases 167 to 1018 code for a protein of 283 amino acids. Gene Ontology annotation, biological process: negative regulation of immune response; positive regulation of T cell apoptotic process. The transcript is spliced from 5 exons. NCBI's taxonomy places the organism in Eukaryota, Metazoa, Chordata, Aves, Gruiformes, Gruidae. Gene Ontology annotation, cellular component: external side of plasma membrane; membrane. The record is from RefSeq and is a predicted model, not a curated record.